AACUAUUCCUUUUCACUAGGAAAUCAACAAGAUUACCGGUGAUUUUUGUUCAUCAGUUUCACUGCAAAGUUCAUCAAUCAUUCCUACAAAAAUAGGGUUACCUUUGCACUGAUCUUAAUCAUCAGCUUCAGAACACCAACCAGAACUUGUAGCUUCUUUUAUUCCACCAACCGAGGGCGUCGAACGUCUCCCAUCCUGCUUCGUCUUUACUCCUUCGCUCGUCUCUGUUCCUUGCUUCCUCUUCCCAUCACUGUAGGCUGUUAUGAAAGCAAAUGACGGUUGUCUUUUAUACCCGUCAUAACCGUCAUCUGAGACGCUGGGCAAAGAUGCUCAGGAGCGAGUCGAGCGGGCGACAGAUGAUUCCACACUCCGCAGCCCUGCGUUGUCUCCUCGUCCUUUUGCUCGCCGGCGCCAUCUUUGGACUUGGAGAGCGCCUCGGGGCCAAGGAGUGCGAGGACUUGGGGUUCACGGGCCUCGCCCUCUGCUCCGAUUGUAACACCCUCGGCGAGUACGUCAAGGAUAAAGAAUUGGUAUCAGAUUGUCGUAAAUGUUGCUCAGAGGAUUCCGAUGAUUCCUUAAGUAAGGUUACGUUCUUGGGUGCAAUUUUAGAGGUAUGCAUGAGGAAGUUGAUGUUCUAUCCUGAAGUUGCAGCAUUUAUAGAAGAAGAGAAAGAUGAAUUCUCAUAUGUCAAAUUCAAAUAUGCUUAUGCAUCCCCACCGAAACUUAUCAUGCUGGACAGUGAGGGUAAUGAAAAGGAAACCAUAAGAAUCGACAACUGGAAACGUGAACACAUUCAGCAAUUUUUAAAAGAAAAAGUGAAGCCUGGCGUAUCUGUAAGCUGAAGGUUCCAUACAUCAUAGAGUUUUGGCAUUGACAAAAGACAUACGACGGGUUUACAUGCUUCACUCACCAGCUCUUUGAGUUUCAAUAAUUAUAUAAGAUUUAUUGCAUAUUUCCACUAUAAAAGUAAGAAUGACACUGGUAACUACAUCAGUAAUAUUUUUUUUUUGUUUUUGUAGUAAUCAACAUCUUCAAAAUCUGCAAUGCUUUUUAUUCAGUAUUCAUGAGUAUCGUACGCAUCCUAUGAGUUAUCAUUUGUAUACUGAGGUUCAGCAACUUAUGCUUCUUGGUUGCAAUUCUAAUUCUAGAAUGACUC
Molecule: messenger RNA, 1156 nt
Organism: Musa acuminata AAA Group (dessert banana)
Lineage: Eukaryota; Viridiplantae; Streptophyta; Magnoliopsida; Zingiberales; Musaceae
Exons: 5
Coding region: 273-842 (189 amino acids)
Cellular component (GO): endoplasmic reticulum lumen
Molecular function (GO): oxidoreductase activity
Source: RefSeq, a predicted model, not a curated record